Messenger RNA from Magnusiomyces paraingens, 2628 nucleotides. RefSeq lists its product as uncharacterized. Lineage: Eukaryota; Fungi; Ascomycota; Dipodascomycetes; Dipodascales; Dipodascaceae. Bases 1 to 2628 code for a protein of 875 amino acids. The transcript has a single exon. The record is from RefSeq and is a predicted model, not a curated record.
AUGUCAUCACAACCUACAACAAAACCACUUUCUCUUAAUGAUUUAAGUCUUUUCGACACUCUCAUAUCAUCAUCAUCAUCUUCUUCUUCUUCUUCUUCUUCAACAACAACAACAAAAACAAAUUCACAAUCACCAGUUUCUCAAACAAAUCAUGCUCCAUCUUCCAAUGGAUCUCUUCUCUUAGACCUUUUUUCAAAACCUACAUCUACAUCUAUAUCUUCAUCACAACAACCAAUAUCUUAUAAUAAUAAUAAUAAUAAUAAUAAUAAUAAAACAACAACAACAACUACACUCACUUCAGCAUUCAAUAAUCUCACCUUAUCUCCCCCAUCUUCUCAAUUUUUAUCUCCUACUAUUCCUUCUGCUCCGUAUACUACUUCUAAUGAUUCAAUUCAAGAUGCUGAUGAAAGUUUUGGCGAUUUUGAAGAGUUUCAAAGUGCUGACGACAACAACACUAACAACACUAACAACAACCCCUACGCACCUAAAGACGACGUAAUUGUCGAAUCACAUGAUAAAUCACAUGACCAUGUAGCGCCGUCUGCGGCUUAUCUCUUUGAUUCCAACAUUUGGAACCAAAACCCUUCAACAACAACAACAACAACAACAGCCAUGGAAAUCCCAAAAGCUUCAGAACCACUUGAUCAGCCAUUUUCUGCAUUUAAUAAUACCAAUAUUUAUAUAAAUACCAAUAAUAGUACCAAUGAUCAUGAUCAUACUCAUGCUCAAGACAAUCAAGGAAAUGAAAAUGAAAAUGAAAAUGAAGAUGAAGAUGACUUUGGAGAGUUUGGAGAGUUUGUAGAUGUCACUUCCCAACCUCAAUCUCAACCAAUCUUACCACCUACUCUUGCUCCUGUAACAGCUCCUCCUAUCAUCACCUCUUCCCCACCACAAUCAAAUAAUCCUCCCAUUAAAUCCCAUCUCAAUGAAUACCCAAUCCAAACACAAAUUAACCAGCUCUCUUCUCAUGACCCUUCAACUCCUAUAAAGUUUGGAAUGCAUGCUAUAGAGCUCUCAUCAUCACCAUCACCAUCAUCAUCAUUAUCAUCAUCACCUUUACCAUUGGAUUCUUCUUCAAAUAGUGCAAAUCAAAAGGGCCCAUCACCUAUUGCCCAACAGCCUAAAUGGGAAGAUGUGAUUUCUGCUCGUAAAGGUACUACUACCCCUCAAAAUCAUCAUGCUCGCACUUCAAGCUCAUCCUCACAUAGAAAAUCACUCUCUGGUGUGUCAGUCUCUGCAAUAUCACCAUCAGGCACAAUACAUGCUAUUUCAGGAUCUGAACAUAAAUUAGUCAAGAGUAAUGUGGCUACCCAGCCCACUCAUCAUCAUCAUCAUCAUCAUCAACAACAACAACAAAAACCGUCUUCACAAGAUAACAAUUCAUUUCUUAUUGAUACUUUUGAUGAUGAUGAAUCUCAAACAAAUCAUGGAAUUGAUCAUAACCCUUCACCAGCAAUGCUAGAUUUGCUCCAGUUCCCACUAAAUAAGGAAUCAUCUCAGUCUCAACCACACACACAACUACAAGCUAAUGAAAAUGAAAAUAAUGACGAUGAUGAUGGAUGGUCAUCUUUCCAAUCAACUGAACCAGCACCUGCUCCUUCUAGAGUCCCCGUGGCAUCAUCCUCUUCUCCUUCAAACAAACAUCUCAUUUAUCCAUCAUCUAAACCUCAAAGAGGUCCUUCCCCUGCAGCCCGCUCCAUUCUUUCCUCUAAAAGUCAUCGCAAAACCUUAUCCUCAUCAUCCGCUUCUGCUUCUGCUUCUGCUUCUGCUUCUGCUUCUGCUUCUGCUUCUGCUUCUUCUACAAACACACCCAUGUAUGCAUCACUAGCCCUCCCUCCAGAGUACGCUUCAAUUCCUUCCUCAAUCGAUCUUCUUCAACUCUCCCAUUUGCAUGUCCUACGCAUAGUCGAGCCACUCUUUGCUUCGCUGGUACCCCUCUCCUACGCACUUAAAAAACGUGUACUUGCUGCAGAAAAAACUCGCGAUUUCCUAAAGGGUUACUACUGCACUCUCUCAAUUGUCCAACGUAUCAUGGCUGGACGUUACCGUAGACUCCCCAUUCCUGCAGCACCCCCAGGAAUACCGUCCCAAGAAUAUCUCGACAAGGAAUUAGAACUCCAGCUCCAAGCCGACCGCCAGGCUCGUGAAGUCGAACGCGUCUGGACUCAAGAACUUGUUCCACGUCUUCGUGCUGCACAUAACAUAUUACCCACCACUUCGAUGCACGGUGGUGGUCCCAGGGCACAUUCGACUUCAGGCAAAAAGUCAGAAAAGUACUUGGACCCUGAUGCUUUUGUUCUUUCAGCUUCAGCUGUUGUCUCCAAACCUGCAGCUGGUAUUCACGGUGCUGAAACUGAUAUAUUUUCAUCAGGAGCUCUUCGCCAGUGCGCUGUUUGUGGAUUAUACCCAGGCGAACGAGUACCUGGAACUGGCGCACGUGGGACUAAAAACUCGAAAAAAUUGCUUAAAAGUGUGGCAAAGGAAAUGCGUAAAGCUGAGGGAGGAUCAAUAGGAAAUACAGAAAAUGAUGGGGAAGAAGAGUGGGCUCAAGGACAUGGGGCUCAUGCUGGGUUUGGUCAUGUCACUUGUCUCAAAUUUUGGGAACACCGAGCCAACUAUGGUAUUUGA